GAAAAAUAUCGUUGUUUUUAGGUAAAUUUAUUCUCAGUAAUUAUCGCUAGAUCAAAAUGCCGGACUGGACGUGGCUGGUGUUUGCCGCGGUGUUCGGAGCAGUUUCUGCUCUCUCCGUUCCUCUGGUACUGCUCAUUUACUUCGUGAGACCAUUUGAGAAGAAAACACAGGCAACUGAAGAUUACAGUCUACCUAUCACAUUGCCACCGGAGGUCCUGAACGAGCUUACAAGAGGAUUGGGGAGUUCUCCAGAAGGUGCUCUAAACACGAUGCUGCAGUUCAUCUUUCAACAAAGCACGGCUGACACGCGUUGGCUGCGCAGACGCAUGGCCACUGAACUUGCGGAGCUGCUCGCCAAAACAUCUUCUGGAAAGAUCUUUGAGUCUUUGACGCUGCGGUCCCUUGAAGUGGGCACGGAGUUUCCCAGCAUCACAAACUUGAGGCUCCAGUCUGGUGAAUUGGAAGAGGAUGGGGCGCGACUGAGGGCUUUAGACCUGAAGUUCGACCUGGCGUAUGACGGCAACUUCAGAAUCGAUGUCGACGCUGUCAUGUUACUUGGGAAAAUCGCAAACAUAUCUAUAACUGUGGAAAGCAUAAGCGGCAAUGUGAGAGUGAUGUUCCGUCGCAAUCCAUACACUCAUUGGGCUAUAGCCUUUGAGUCACCACCGAAACUUGAACUCCGAGUCCGAGGCAGGUUUCAGGGCAGACAGAUCAAGCCUAGACUGGCUUCAUUAGUCGCUGCGCACAUAAGACGAGCGGUAGCACAGAGGCAUACGUUGCCUAAUUAUAAAAUACGGUACAAACCCUUCUUCCCGAAGUCAGACCCUGGCAGUACGGAAGGUGAUGAAGGACCGUGUCCACACGGCCGGUUGACAGUUCGAUUGAUGGAAGUCACAAGGCUGCAAUGGUCUGGCGGACCUGCGACUGUACGCGCAGCCUUAGCUGUGGACUCUCAUGGAUGGGUAUCACUUCGCCGCGGUGUUCUCGUUCUUGACGUGGUGUUGCCAGCCGUAGCCGGGCCGCUAGGACUCGUGUGUUGCCAGGGUGUGGGCGCUGUGUUAGUAGACACUGUGGUGCCAAUGUCGCCUGCUUAUCGCGCUGACCUACGCCGUGAUGACGUCGUGCUGGCUAUUGAUAACAAGCCUGUUAAUAAUGUGGCGCAGGUUGGUAAACUCCUCCGGCUAGUAGAACGCCGUGCGGUAACAGUACGAGUGAAGCGCGGCGGUAAUGGCGCCGGAGUAAGGCGAGACGAGGCGAACGAACCGAAGCGUAUAAAGCCCAACUUCUCAUUUAGACGAGUGUCUGAAGUCAUGGAGGGAGUCAGGCUGCAAGGCAUGAGGGCAGCAGCUUCUAAGAGCAAUUUACAGGAACCGGAAUCAAGUCCAGCAAAAACAGUAGAACCACAAAAUGAGACUGAUGCACAAGCCAAACCUAAAACAGAAACCACACGACAAUCGAAGUCAUCCGAACAGCCCUCGACUAACUUCGGUCUUCGGAAGCGACGCUGCUCCGUUGAAAAUAAGUCUUCCGACAGCUCAGCUGGUAGCACUCCACCAGCUUCGGGGGCGAGUACCCCUCUAAGACAAGCCAACGUCAUCAACAAGACAGUGAAACACCCAGACAUACCCAUCAUCAGAACUGACUCCUCAGAGUGUAGGAUACCAGAAAAAGAGACGAAUGAAGAAGACGAACAAAUGUUCGAAGUUGGAGGACCACGACAAUGCGAGCAUGUAGAGAUAUGCCAAAUGUUCUGGACUAAAAACACUCCUUUAAAGCCAAUAAUACCUUUUGACGAAGAGACGGAAUUCAAAUUGAAUGAAAAUCAUAAAUAUUUGAACAUCAAUGUUUGGGCCACCGUGGCUGGUGAGAAAGAGGAGAUUUUGCUAGGAUACUUGAAUAUACCACUCACAGCUUUACUGGCUGAGUGCCAGGACUCUACCGUGCCACAUCAUAUGAAGAGAUACCAGUUUUUGCCGCCAGAUGUCGAUAUAAAGUUCAGCAAAAGCCACAAGCUAUCAUCUCACGCGGGCUUCGAACCCUGCCUAUGCUUCGGAGAUGCACUUGUCUGGUGGGAGUGGGAGGGGCUUGGCCCAGGUCGUGCGACCCCUAGGACCAGCCGCGACCCCGUAUUACCCAGACCCCCCAAACCGACCAGGACCAGUCAUGACUUCGUGCGAACACACUUCCAUAGAUCUACCCAAUGUGAUUUCUGUAAUAAGAAGAUUUGGUUGAAAGAUGCGAUGCAGUGUCGAAAUUGUGGUCUCUCCUGUCACAAGAAAUGCGUCACCAAAUGCCAGGAGUCUUCGCCCUGCAUUCCUAAGGAUAGAGACUCAACUAGUACAAUGAACUGCCCACCUCCGGAACUGAUCAUGACCGAAGCCGAUACCAUUGCUGACCCUGACUCUGACGAUGAACCCGAGAGAAAAGACUCCCUAGAUGUCCACGAAGAGGUUCCUUCAACAGCCGAAACAUCGAUCAAAAGUGCCGAAGUCAUCGUUCAAAAAACUACCAUCAAUGCCCCUGCUGAAAAUGACUACCUCGACGCUUCCGUGCAACCUACGGUAGAGGAAUCAUCAAUUUCUACAUUUUCAAAGGUUCUCGAAAUUUCAAAUGACUUGGGAAAUUACAUCAACAAGAAACUGAGUGAUACCGAAAAACGUCUGAUUCUUGACAAGGGACCUUUGAAACCUCCGGGACCUUUUCCGAAGGACCCCCACCAAGACAACAGGAGCUUUUCAGAAACGUAUUACGUUUCUACGUCACAAUACGGUCCAGUUGAUCGUUUUUGGAUAUGUUACUCCAAAAUGCUGGAUGCUGCCUACUGCCAACCGUGUUGGUUGUUCGCUUCGCAAAUAAAUGCAUGGUGCACUGGAUUUCGGGACUGGAGGCAUUUAUCAGACAGAAUCAAGCAACAUGGUUCCUCGAAAGCACACACGGAGGCGUGCGCUGUAUAUGAAGCGUGGCAAAAAAGUUCCACCAUCGACAGAGAACUUGAAGAUGAAAUUCGCAAAGAAGCAUCAUUUUGGAGACAAGUUCUUCGCAGAUUAUUUGAUAUUAUAAUUACUCUUGCGAAGAGUUCUUUGGCUUUGAGAGGACAUCGAGAGGAUCUGAGUGAGGGAGGAAACCACGGAAAUUUUCUCUCAAUUGUCCAACUCGUCGCUAGAUACGACCACAUCAUGCGUCAAGUUUUGGAUAUGCCCAAAGGAUCAACAAGAUACCUGAGUGCAACGAUUCAAAAUGAAAUGAUCGAGUGUUUGGGCACAAAACUCGAGAAUCAUUUGUUGGAUCGAAUUAGGGCGUCACCGUUUUUUGCCAUCAUCAUGGAUACCACGCAGGACAUAUCAAAAGUGGAUCAACUGAGCAUUGUCGUAAGAUAUGCAGUGAUAUCAAGAUCGGAAAAUGGACAACCAAUCGACAUUGAAGUAAGAGAGGUAUUUCUAGGUUUCCACGCAGUCAUUAAACACAGCGCCGCGGAUUUGGUAAAUCAAGUUACUACGUUGUUCUCCGAAAAGGGUCUUGAUUUUAAAAAGUGUGUUGGGCAAGGUUACGAUGGGGCCAGUGUAAUGAGUGGUGCGUAUACUGGUGUGCAAAAACAAAUUAAAGAUAUUCAGCCAAACGCAGAGUACGUACAUUGCGCCAGUCAUAAUUUGAAUUUAAUCAUAAAUGAUGCCGUUCGAGGUUCCGCCGAAAUUCAGAAGUUUUUUGCAACAAUUCAAGACUUAUUUAACUUCUUUGGAAACAGCAUUAAGCGCUGGGACCUUUUAUCGAAAUUCACCGGUGAAUCAGAAAUUACUUUGAAAAAAUUGAAUCCAACAAGAUGGUCCAGCAGGGUUAAUUCAAUAACUGCAGUCAAACUUCGUUUUUUCGAUAUCAUCAAAGCAUUGUCCGAAAUAACGCUGAAGAGUUCCAGUAAAGACGAACGCAGUGAAGCAGAGAUUAUAAAAUCAAAAAUGCUGAAUUUCGAGUUUGUAUUUCUUUGUGAAUUCAUGCACAGCGUAUUGAACAAUAUCAAUUAUGUUUCCAAAGUUUUGCAAAAACGUGAUAUCGUUUUGGACGAAGCGAGUAAGGCUUUGGACGAAACAACGGAUAAAUUGAAAAAGUAUAGAAAUGACUUCGAGUCCUUCAAGUCCAAGGCCAUUGAAACCGCAAGAAAAUACGACAUCGAUCCUACCUUCCUAGAAAAGCGACGAAGAAAAACUAAAAAGCAUUUCGAUGAAUUGGCUUCUGAUCACCGAUUCGAAAACCAGGAAGAAGUCUUUAGAGUAACUAUUUUCAACAGUGUACUCGACAUAAUAAUCAAUCAGUUAGAUGCGCGUUUUAUAGGUGGUGGAGCGAUGAGCGCGCUAGUGGCUGGACUACGACGCGCCGGUUCCGCCCAUUCCUUAUCUGCGCCCAAAACCAACGCAUCUUCAAGGUCCUUACCACCAUCUCCUAGUCACACACCCAGGAAGCAGUCGCUGGAGUCGUGCAACCCGUUCGGCGCGUGCGGCGCGACGUGGCUGGCGAAGGGCGGCGUGAGCGCCAUGCUGGCGCCGGCCCUGCGCAGCGCGCUGCCGCCGGACGUGUUGCUCGCGGCCGCGCGGGACUCCGCGCCUGAGCUCGCCAGCCGCCUCACCGCGCAGCAGAUUCAUGACAUGCUACAAGCUGUUCGUGAAGAGUUAUCAGCUGAAGACGCGAGCAGCGCGGGCGACGCCAAUGGCGGGGAGCUCCGCGCAUGCGCACUGACCGCGCUCAUGUUGCACUGCUGUGCGGCCGCGCAACUCGCCCAGCAACGCGCCGACAACGCGCCCACUUGA
Molecule: messenger RNA, 4796 nt
Organism: Spodoptera exigua (beet armyworm)
Lineage: Eukaryota; Metazoa; Arthropoda; Insecta; Lepidoptera; Noctuidae
Source: the annotation of a GenBank genome assembly